CCUGCAUGGACGACUAUGGACAUAUGCUUGACAGUUGUCUGUGUUGUGAUGCGGAACAGGGAACAAGAAGUGAGGUUAUGUAGCUGAUACAUAGUUCAUAUAAUGUUAUAAUGGAUUACUGAUAUUCACGUUAUAUUUAUGAAUUCCCUUGUUGAUUUUUGAAUGUACAGUAUUGUGAAGUAAUCAUUAUCCAUACUCUGAUACAAUGGAUCUAUCUGAACAAUUUCUGACGUGGAAGAUGACUUCGGGAGAAGACAUAGAAUCUGUAUCAGAUAUGGCAAUACCAGUGGUGAAUGGGGUAGUACAAGAAUUUUCAACUUUACAACCAAUGACAAGCACUGCAAAUACCAUACAGAUUAUAACCCUACCCCAGUCUCCAGGACAAACAAUACAGGAAGUACAGAAUAUUCAAAUUGAACUUCAAGAUGUUCAGGCUCACGAUGUUCAAGCUCAGAAUGUUGCCCCUUUGCUUGUAUACAAUCAGCAACAGAAAGUACCGGAGGAAGAGGAAGUAGUACCGCGCAAAAAGAGGCUUGUUUGGCGCCAAAGACCAAGCAAGAAGAAAAUUACAUACACUGCUAAUAAGGGAAAAGUUCAGAAAAAAUCUAUGUUUAGAUUACCAAUUAAUGGUAUAGCAUAUCAUAGUGAGAAGUUGGGGCUGCGAAUGCCACCUAAGAAGACUGUUGGUAUACAAGGAGUGAUCCUCCAUAGACAAGCUAGAGAGGUUAUAAUGAAUGUAUACAAAUUCAUGAAAGAAGAAGCCCAAUCUGGAAUUAAGAUUCCAAUAUCAAGAUAUAGAGAGCGAGUUCUAGCAGCAACUGGGAUUUCAAAAUGUACCUACACAAGAAUAACCAGUAAAGAAUAUGUUUAUGGACAACCUCCUCCUGUUAGAAAAAAGAAAUGUGAAACAAGUGUAGAAAAUGCUCCCGUUCAGACAGUACAAGAGGAAGACAGUUUAUAUAGACCAAAGAUCAACAGAGAUGCUUCUACUAGGGAUGGUGUAUAUGAUUUGGAUGACGUUAUCCCUAAUGGCGUACUGGAUACGCUGAUACCACAAGCGUCUGCUGUUUUGAACAGUGGCGAUAGCGUCGAUGAGUACCAACUUACACCAUUUUGCACAGAUAGCAUAAAGAAAAUUUUAAGUCUGAAUACGCCAGAAGAGAUAAAAGUUCGCAAUAUAGCGAUAUUCUUCUAUAUAAAUUACUUGAUCAAGUUUAUGAAUACGCCAUUCAAAAAUAUUACAAAGAGAUACGUGGCGUGUGAUAUAUCGCAAGAAGUCAAUAGACAUAUUUUGGAUAACUUUUGUGUAUAUACACAGAAUGGAAGAACACGUCCAAUCCACAUGAAAGACAAAUGCCUGUGCUACAUAAUCGUAUUGGCAGCCAUAGCUAAGGAAUAUGAAGUUAAUGUAGCAUUGCUAUCCAAAGAUCUAAAAAUCGGACUCAAGAAAGCUGUGGAAAUAUCGAAGAUUCUUGCAUUUAAUACUUCAUCAAAAGAUAAAAGCAUUGUAACACUAAACUUGCCGCUACCUGCUCCUGUUACAUUCAAUUCUAAGAGAAAAAUGAAGUAACAAGUUAUAUGUGCAAUUAUUAUAUUACUGGUAUGUUAGGUGUACAUAUUUUCUUUACAAAUAAACAAUUUCCUAAAAGA
Acanthoscelides obtectus is the source of this 1650-nucleotide messenger RNA. The record is from the annotation of a GenBank genome assembly. NCBI's taxonomy places the organism in Eukaryota, Metazoa, Arthropoda, Insecta, Coleoptera, Chrysomelidae.